Dermatophagoides farinae (American house dust mite) is the source of this 2423-nucleotide messenger RNA. NCBI's taxonomy places the organism in Eukaryota, Metazoa, Arthropoda, Arachnida, Sarcoptiformes, Pyroglyphidae. The record is from RefSeq and is a predicted model, not a curated record.
AAAAAAAAAUCUUCAUCAUUGAAUUCAUCAUUCUAUUUGGAAUCGAUUCUAUGCGAAACGAAUAUAUUUGAUUAUGUCUUCAAUAGUUGAACAGAAUCUUCUCUGGAAAGCAUAUCAACAGCAUAAAUCAAUAUUGAAUAAUUGUUCAUUAUUUGAUCUGAAUAAACAACAUAUUGUUAAUACAACAAAUGCAGCUGUUUACGAUGGUAGAAUUGAUUUUGAUGAUGAUCUAAACAAUGGCACAAUCAUUAGUAAUAAUAGUAAUAAUAAUGUUGGCAGUGGUGGUGGUGGUGUCGAAAUCAGCCAUAUUAUUGGAAACAAUGGAAAUAUUGGACCGUGUGAUCCAAAACUUAUGUCUGAUAUUGGUUCAAUCAUAAAACAAUUGGAUUAUUUAAUCAAUGCAAGUGAUCAUCAAAUUUUGGAUGAAUCCAUGAAUGAUACGUCUUCAAUUUUACCAUCAACAUCAUCAUCAUCAUCAUCAUUCAGUAUUAAUCAAGCCAGAUCGGAUCAAUUUUACAUUGAAUAUCCACAUGAUAUGUUGCAUCCAUCCAUGAAUCCAUCUUUUAUGCCGAUUAUCAUCACUCAUACAUUGACAUUUUUGAUUGGCGUUAUUGGUAAUGGUGUGGUCAUUGCAACAUGGUCAAUGCAUGGAAAAUUUCGUUCACCAACGGCCGUAUUUUUAGUCAGUUUAGCAAUAGCUGAUCUAUUAUUAUUAUUGGUAUUUGUACCAUUAGAAACGUUGGAAUAUUUUAUGAUAACAUGGACAGGAUUAAGUUCCAUUUGUAAAAUGAUUGCCUAUGUUGAAGCGAUUUCAGCAAUGUCUACUGUAAUGAAUUUACUUGCCGUCAGUAUUGAAAGAUUUUUAGUCAUUGUAUAUCCAAUGCGGGCUCGUUCCUGGUGUACAAUGAGUUCAACACGUAAAGGUUUAAUCAUCAUAUGGAGCUUUGCAUUUGUAUUAUCGACACCAGUUUUAUUAACCAGGCAUACAAGUCAAAUAACAUAUUAUAAUAUGACUACAUCAUUGACAUUAUAUUAUUGUUUUGAUGUUGAAAAUGAUUUAACAUUUAUUGUUGCCAUUUAUCAAUUAUUAGUCAUGUUUAUAUUGCCUGCAUUGUUUAUGGUUGUUUGUUAUUAUGUUGUCAUAAGACAAUUAUGGUCAAGUACACGUUCAGUUAAUAUGAUGACACAAGCAGAGAAUAAAGCACGGCAAGUGAUUGUGUCAAGAAAAAAUGAUGCUUCUUCUACAUUAUUCUAUCAAAAUAAAUCAACAAAUCAUUUCACUCAAAUUUUAUCAAAUUAUCAACAAAAACAAUCUUGUCAUCAAAAUAUAAAUGAAAUGAAUGAGUCAAAUUUAUCAAGAAUUUCGUCUCAACAACCAAAUCGAAUAAAUGAUGAACAGAAAAAUAAUAGUAACGGCGAUAUUUAUAAACAGAAUAAUAUCAAAACAUUGGCUACAAGUCAAUGGCAACAAAAUUCAAAAAUAAAUAUUGAUAAUGGUGAAGUUGGCAAAAAUAUUGAAAAACACGACAUACACAAUGAUGAUGAUAAUGAAAACUAUUCAAUGACAAGUUUUAUUGAUUGUUUGCCAAAAAUUUCCGAAUCAUCUAUGGGUAACCCAGGCAACAAUGAAAAUAUGUUAAAACAAAAACAUCAUCAUAAUCAUGUAGUAUCUGGUUUAUUAAAAAAUAAUGAUGAUAUGGAUAACGAUGAUCAAAAACAACAAUCAAUUGAUGAUGAUAAAAAUCAUAACGAUGAUCAUUCGGAUACAUUACAAUCAAUAAAAAACAAUUCACAUGAUCAAAUAAAUGAUAAUUCAAUGCGGUCAAAUAAUAAAAAUAAUAAUUCGAUUCAAACGAAUCAUCGAACAUCAUCAUCAUCGUUAUGUUAUAAAUCCUGUUCAAGAACUUUAUCCAGUAAUGUAAUGGAAAUUACAAAAAGUCGAAUUCAAGUAAUCAAAAUGUUGGUUUUGAUCAUAAUUUUAUUUCUAUUAUGUUGGGGACCAAGACUCAUUAUGAAUGUAUUGGUUAAAUCUGGACUAAGUACUUUUUCAUCAUGGAUUUAUAAUACUCGCGUUAUGUGCAAUCUAUUAUCAUUCAUACAUUCAGCAUUGAAUCCAUUUGUUUAUGGUUUUAUGUCAUCGAAUUUUCGUUCAAUGGUUUGCUCAUCGUUUGGUCGUCGUAAACGUAAUAAGAUGGGCAAAAAUAAUCAAUUUCACAGUCAUUUUGAGAAUAAUAAUAAUAAUAAUCGUCGUAUGUAAAAUAAUCAUAUCAGAAUUGAAUUGGAUCUGUAAUGAUUUGAAAAAACAAACCAACUAAUCAUCAACAUUAUAAAGUUUUCAUUAGUCUUCAAUUAGUUUCCAUUACCAUCAUCGAUAUGCAAUAAUAAUGAUUAAAAAAACGGAAAAAAAUUUUGUAAUUGACAAA